Lipotes vexillifer (Yangtze River dolphin) is the source of this 3143-nucleotide messenger RNA. It is a transcript of the gene EPHA4, whose product is annotated as EPH receptor A4. Lineage: Eukaryota; Metazoa; Chordata; Mammalia; Artiodactyla; Lipotidae. Bases 36 to 2885 code for a protein of 949 amino acids. Gene Ontology annotation, molecular function: transmembrane-ephrin receptor activity; ATP binding; protein binding. The record is from RefSeq and is a predicted model, not a curated record. Gene Ontology annotation, biological process: axon guidance; ephrin receptor signaling pathway; protein phosphorylation. The transcript is spliced from 17 exons. Gene Ontology annotation, cellular component: dendrite; plasma membrane.
AGAAGCGGCAGGAGCAGCGUUAGUACCGGCGAACCAUGGCUGGGAUUUUUAAUUUCCUCCUCUUUUCGUUUCUGUUUGGGAUUUGCGACGCUGUCACCGGUUCCAGGGUGUAUCCCGCGAAUGAAGUUACUUUACUGGAUUCCAGAUCUGUUCAGGGAGAACUUGGGUGGAUAGCAAGCCCUCUGGAAGGAGGGUGGGAGGAAGUGAGUAUUAUGGAUGAAAAAAAUACGCCAAUCCGAACCUACCAAGUGUGCAACGUGAUGGAGCCCAGCCAGAAUAAUUGGCUGCGAACUGAUUGGAUCACCCGAGAAGGGGCUCAGAGGGUGUACAUUGAGAUCAAGUUCACCUUGAGGGACUGCAACAGUCUUCCGGGUGUCAUGGGCACUUGCAAGGAGACGUUUAACCUGUACUACUAUGAAUCAGACAACGACAAGGAGCGUUUUAUCCGAGAGAGCCAGUUUGCCAAAAUUGACACCAUCGCCGCCGACGAGAGCUUCACCCAAGUGGACAUUGGCGACAGAAUCAUGAAGCUGAACACGGAAAUCCGGGAUGUAGGGCCAUUGAGCAAAAAGGGGUUCUAUCUGGCGUUUCAGGAUGUAGGGGCCUGCAUCGCCUUGGUUUCGGUCCGAGUGUUCUACAAGAAGUGUCCGCUCACUGUUCGCAAUCUGGCUCAGUUUCCAGACACCAUCACAGGGGCCGAUACGUCUUCCCUGGUGGAAGUUCGAGGCUCCUGUGUCAACAACUCAGAAGAGAAGGAUGUGCCAAAAAUGUACUGCGGGGCAGAUGGUGAAUGGCUGGUACCCAUUGGCAACUGCCUAUGCCAUGCUGGGCAUGAAGAGCGGAAUGGAGAAUGCCAAGCUUGCAAAAUUGGAUAUUACAAGGCCCUGUCCACGGAUGCCAGCUGUGCCAAGUGUCCACCACACAGCUAUUCUGUCUGGGAAGGAGCCACAUCGUGCACCUGUGACCGAGGCUUUUUCAGAGCCGACAGCGAUGCUGCCUCCAUGCCCUGCACCCGUCCACCAUCUGCUCCUCUAAACUUGAUUUCAAAUGUCAACGAGACUUCAGUGAACUUGGAAUGGAGCAGUCCUCAGAACACGGGUGGCCGCCAGGAUAUUUCCUACAAUGUCGUGUGCAAGAAAUGUGGAACAGGUGACUCCAGCAGGUGCCGGCCCUGCGGAAGUGGGGUCCACUACACCCCUCAGCAGAAUGGACUGAAGUCCACCAAGGUCUCCAUCACUGACCUCCUGGCUCAUACCAACUACACCUUUGAAAUCUGGGCAGUGAAUGGCGUAUCCAAGUAUAACCCUAGCCCAGACCAAUCUGUGUCCGUCACUGUGACCACCAACCAAGCAGCACCCUCAUCCAUUGCUUUGGUCCAGGCUAAAGAAGUUACAAGAUACAGUGUUGCUCUGGCUUGGCUGGAACCAGACCGGCCCAAUGGGGUGAUCUUGGAGUAUGAAGUCAAGUAUUAUGAGAAGGAUCAGAAUGAACGAAGCUAUCGGAUUGUUAGGACGGCUGCCAGGAACACGGAUAUCAAAGGCCUGAACCCUCUGACUUCCUAUGUUUUCCAUGUCCGAGCCAGGACAGCAGCUGGCUAUGGAGAUUUCAGCGAGCCCCUGGAGGUCACAACCAACACAGUGCCUUCCCGGAUCAUUGGAGACGGGGCCAACUCCACCGUCCUGCUGGUCUCCGUCUCUGGCAGCGCGGUGCUCGUGGUUAUUCUCAUCGCCGCUUUUGUCAUCAGCAGGAGACGGAGUAAAUACAGUAAAGCGAAACAAGAAGCAGACGAAGAGAAACAUUUGAACCAAGGUGUUAGAACUUACGUGGAUCCCUUUACAUACGAAGAUCCCAACCAAGCAGUUCGAGAAUUUGCCAAAGAAAUCGACGCAUCCUGCAUUAAGAUUGAAAAAGUCAUAGGAGUUGGUGAAUUUGGUGAAGUGUGCAGUGGGCGUCUCAAAGUGCCUGGCAAAAGAGAAAUCUACGUGGCUAUCAAGACAUUGAAAGCUGGUUAUACAGACAAACAGAGGAGGGACUUCCUGAGUGAGGCCAGCAUCAUGGGACAGUUUGACCACCCAAAUAUCAUUCACUUGGAAGGCGUUGUCACCAAAUGUAAACCAGUAAUGAUCAUAACAGAGUACAUGGAGAAUGGCUCCUUGGAUGCAUUCCUCAGGAAGAAUGAUGGCAGAUUUACGGUCAUUCAGCUGGUGGGCAUGCUUCGUGGCAUUGGGUCCGGGAUGAAGUAUUUAUCUGAUAUGAGCUACGUGCAUCGAGAUCUGGCUGCACGGAACAUUCUGGUCAACAGCAACUUGGUCUGCAAAGUGUCUGAUUUUGGCAUGUCCCGAGUGCUAGAGGAUGAUCCAGAAGCAGCUUAUACCACCAGGGGUGGCAAGAUUCCUAUCCGGUGGACUGCACCAGAAGCAAUUGCCUAUCGUAAAUUCACAUCAGCAAGUGAUGUAUGGAGCUACGGGAUCGUCAUGUGGGAAGUGAUGUCGUAUGGAGAGAGACCCUAUUGGGACAUGUCCAAUCAAGAUGUGAUUAAGGCCAUCGAGGAAGGCUAUCGGCUGCCCCCUCCAAUGGACUGCCCCAUUGCACUCCACCAGCUGAUGCUAGACUGUUGGCAGAAGGAGAGAAGCGACAGGCCUAAAUUUGGGCAGAUUGUCAACAUGUUGGACAAACUCAUCCGCAAUCCCAACAGCUUGAAGAGGAUGGGGACCGAGAGCUCCAGACCUAACACUGCCUUGUUGGAUCCAAGCUCCCCUGAAUUCUCCACCGUGGUAUCGGUGGGCGAUUGGCUCCAGGCCAUUAAAAUGGACCGGUAUAAGGAUAACUUCACUGCUGCUGGUUAUACCACACUAGAGGCUGUAGUGCACAUGAACCAGGAGUAAGUACUCAGCGAUGUAACACAAAAGGUGACCUGGCCAGAAUUGGCAUCACAGCUAUCACACACCAGAAUAAGAUCUUGAGCAGUGUCCAGGCAAUGAGAACCCAAAUGCAGCAGAUACACGGCAGAAUGGUUCCAGUCUGAGCCAGUAUUGAAUAAACUCAAAACUCUUGAAAUUAGUUUACCUCAUCCAUGCACUUUAAUUGAAGAACUGCACUUUUUUUACUUCGUCUUCGCCCUCUGAAAUUAAAGAAAAAAAAAA